UUGUCAACCCGAAGCCCCAAGGUCAACGACGACUCCGCACCUCCCUCUUUCCGGCUACCAACAGCUGGCUGAUCACAAGGGUUGCUCUCUCGCAGCAAAAUCUGCAUAAUCACGGGUUCGUGACUCACUGAGAAUCAUCUUUGAUUGUCCGCCCUCGCAAGCCGAGAACCGAUUUCCGCAGCCCAUCUACGUUGCCCGCUGCUUUUGGUGUAAAAAAAUGUCCACGCCGGAGCCUAUGCAACGGUUGUUUCAACACAUUGAUGCCAACAAGGAAAAGUUCAUCAAGAACCUGAGCGAUGCGGUCGCAAUCAAAAGCGUGUCCGCCUGGGCUGAGACGCGCCCUGAGAUUUUCAAAAUGAUGGAGUGGGCAAAGGUCAGGUUGGAGGCUCUCGGCGCCACGGCCACUUUGAGAGACGUCGGCGAACAGGUGAUGCCUGAUGGAACCAAACUGAAGUUGCCCCCCGUUUUGCUGGGCGAGCUUGGAAACGACCCGAAGAAGCAGAAAUUGUGCGUCUACGGCCACUUGGACGUCCAGCCUGCUCUUAAGGAGGACGGUUGGGAUACAGAGCCUUUUGUCUUGACUGAGAAGGAUGGCAAAUUGUAUGGUCGAGGCUCAACUGAUGACAAGGCGCCGGUUUUGGGAUGGUUGCACGCCAUCGAGAGCUACCAAGCACUCGGAAUCGAAGUUCCAGUCAAUCUGAAGUUUGUCUUUGAGGGCAUGGAGGAGAGUGGCAGUGAAGGCUUGGAUGACCUUCUGUAUGCCGAGAAGGACAAAUUCCUGAAUGACGUUGACUUUGUCUGCAUUUCUGACAACUACUGGCUUGGCAAGACCAAACCGUGCAUCACCUACGGUCUCCGAGGAAUUUGCUAUUUUCACAUCGACAUUUCCUGCGCCGCCAAAGAUCUGCACAGCGGUGUCUUCGGUGGAACUGUUAAUGAGGGAAUGGCCGAUUUGAUUUAUCUGAUGAACACUCUAUUGGACAAGGACGGAAACAUCCUCGUUCCUGGCAUCAUGGAGGACAUUCCUCCUGUCACUGCCGAAGAGGAGGAAACUUACAGGAAUAUCGAUUUCGACGUCAACGAGUACAGAAAGGACGUUGGCUGCACCAAACUGCUGAGAAAUGAGGACAAGAUCCAGCUUUUGAUGCACCGUUGGCGCUUCCCCUCGUUGUCCCUGCACGGAAUUCAAGGUGCCUUCAGCGAGCCUGGCUCAAAGACUGUCAUCCCGGCCAAGAUUGUCGGCAAAUUCUCUGUCAGGAUCGUGCCAAACCAAACUCCUGAGAAGCUGGAGAAACUGGUCGUGUCCUAUCUGAACUCCAAGUGGGCCGAGAGAGGCUCGUCCAACACCAUGAAGGUUGAAAUGGGACAUGGCGGACGCCCGUGGACUGCAGACCCCAACCACCCCAACUAUGUUGCUGGAAGGAAUGCCACCAAAAUGGUCUACGGAGUCGACCCUGAUUUGACCAGAGAGGGUGGUUCCAUCCCUGUCACUCUCACUCUGCAGGAGGCCACUGGAAAAAAUGUGAUGCUGCUGCCCAUGGGAGCUGCUGAUGAUGGUGCUCACUCUCAAAAUGAGAAGAUCGAUAUCAGGAACUAUAUCGAAGGAACAAAGCUGCUGGGCGCAUAUCUCUACGAGUUGUCCAAACUUGAAAAAUAAAAUUUAUGAAGUGAAAAAGACCAACUGCAUGAACUCCAAAAAAAAUAUAAUUGAAACAUUAAAAAGACGCAUAGGACUUACAAUAUACCCCAAAUAUUAUGAACUUUUGUUAUUUACGUUUAUGGUUAUAUGAGCAACUAAAAAUCCAAAAUAAAGGAUUGAUAUUUUCAUACUUCUGCA
Messenger RNA from Neocloeon triangulifer, 1837 nucleotides. RefSeq names its product cytosolic non-specific dipeptidase (gene Cndp2). The record is from RefSeq and is a predicted model, not a curated record. The transcript has 10 exons. NCBI's taxonomy places the organism in Eukaryota, Metazoa, Arthropoda, Insecta, Ephemeroptera, Baetidae. Gene Ontology annotation, molecular function: metallodipeptidase activity. The coding region runs from base 218 to 1657 and encodes 479 amino acids. Gene Ontology annotation, biological process: proteolysis.